AAAUGAGCACUCUUCUCUUCAAGUGUAGUUAGUGAUAGGUAUCUGAGAAAGAAAAUGGAGCCUCGUAUUGCAACAGCUCUUCUUGUGUUCGGGCUGCUGUUUUGUACAGCGGCCAUUGCUGAAAGCUAUGAUUUUGAUUUCUACCAUUAUGUGCUUAUGUGGCCAGGAGCAUAUUGUGCGCAAAGCAAGAAAGGGUGCUGCCUUCCAAAGACAGGCCCACCGGCGGAAGACUUCUUUGUAUCAGGACUGAUGACAUACAGCAAGGACGACGAGCCGGUCACUAAGUGCACAAACACUAGCUUCUACAAGAAUCUGAUGUCUGAGGUGAAUGGUGACCUGUACAAAUACUGGGCGACCAUCAAGUGUCCAAGUGCUGAUGGGUUGUCGAUGUGGAGAAGCGACUGGAAGACUUAUGGGGUUUGCUCUAACCUUACUCAAGUGGACUACUUUAAUAAGGGUUUGGAGCUGAGGGCCAAAGUCGAUCUCAUCACCUUUCUUAAAAACAACGGUAUCGUGCCGAGCACCACCACCACCUACAGCGUGAUCCACCUAGAGGAUGUCAUCAGCACUUGGGUCGGAGCAUCAGUUACAAUCCGUUGCAGUACGAUCUACAAUACAAACAAGUACCAGCUCUACGAGGUCCAUAUGUGUGUGGACACAGAUGCUUCUACAUUCAUAGACUGCCCCACCAUACCACGUUUCACAUGUUCUCCUCGCAUUCAUUUUCUUCCCUUCAGUACCAACAUGCUUAAGACUAGUUACAAUGGUGCUGAAGAUUCUGACCCCAUGUUCAUCAACCCAAUCAAAAUGACCAUCUCCGAAUGACCGUAUAAAGCUUAGAUAAGGGUCCAAAUCCAUGUAGGACUCCUUAUGAUGUUAGGAAUGUGGGUGUUGUUGUUUCUUCAUGUAGUGAGUGAAGACCAAUUCCAUAUUCCAUGUAGGACUCUUUAUUAUGUUAGGAAUGUGGGUGAUGUUUGUGCUUCUUCAUUUAGUGAGAAGAGUAAUGUUCUAGUUUUGUGUUCCCCUAGGCUUUAGAGUUGUGCAUGGACUGUGUAGCCUUCUUGUGUUAGUAUUUUGGAUAAUAAUGCAAAUGAAGAGAGAGUGAUAACUCUUCUAUGUUCAUUUU
Magnolia sinica is the source of this 1126-nucleotide messenger RNA. Its product is annotated as ribonuclease 3-like. Gene Ontology annotation, cellular component: extracellular region. The coding region runs from base 55 to 825 and encodes 256 amino acids. The record is from RefSeq and is a predicted model, not a curated record. The transcript is spliced from 4 exons. Gene Ontology annotation, molecular function: ribonuclease T2 activity; RNA binding. Gene Ontology annotation, biological process: RNA catabolic process. Lineage: Eukaryota; Viridiplantae; Streptophyta; Magnoliopsida; Magnoliales; Magnoliaceae.